AAUCCGAGUUGCCCACAAAAACUAUAUUUUCUUGGAUCAGCAAACGUUACUAAAACUUUUAUUUAAAUAAUAUCUUUAACAGUAACCCUUAUAUCCCUUACUUCGGUUUGUUUGUAAUUAGUGUAACUGAAUUUUGAGUUGCCAUUACAAUUAAAUAUACAUAAAUAAUUUGCUCAUCAAUGUACUCUUUGGUCCGUUCAACGUCAGUCGAUACACGUACAUACGAUGCAUCAGUGACAAGUUUUCUUUCCGCGGUAAACCGCAACUUUCUACAAGAAUUCACUUGGAAAUAACUUCACCAUUCCAGCUUCCGCUCGUUUACUGCAAAAUUGCUACUAACUGGAAGAAAUGACUGGUGGUGGGACCAACAUGGCGUACCACGGCCUCAGCCAGCACGUAAAUUUCGACGUGAUACCGGACCCCGGUGAUCGUUUCGUCUUGGAGGAAUUAAUCGGCGAAGGAACGUACGGAGAAGUUUAUUCCGCGCACUGCAAUGAAACCGACACCAAGGUUGCGAUCAAGAUACUGGAGAACGUCGCGGACAAUAUCGAAGAGAUCGAGGAGGAGUAUCUCGUGCUGAGAGAUUUGAGCCUUCACCCGAAUAUCCCCGUCUUCCACGGUCUGUUCCUGAAAAGAGCGAAGCCGGCUCAGGAAGAGGAUCAAUUAUGGUUUGUCAUGGAGUUAUGUACUGGAGGAUCGGUGACCGAUCUCGUGCAAGGUCUCAAGAAAAGAGGAAGACGUUUGGCGGACGAUCAGAUAUCUUACAUCCUCAGAGAAACAGUGGAAGCUUUAAUUUAUUUACAUACCAAUCACUGCAUGCACCGUGACGUCAAGGGGCAUAACAUUUUGCUGACCGAGGAUGCGCAUGUUAAGCUAGUUGAUUUCGGUGUGUCUUCGCAUCUCACUGCAACGCUUGCGAGGAAAAACACUUCGGUUGGUACGCCAUAUUGGAUGGCGCCUGAGGUAAUAGCCUGCGAACAACAGUUGGAUUCUUCCUACGAUUCUCGUUGCGACGUGUGGUCCGUCGGCGUCACAGCCAUCGAGUUAGCAGAAGGCGACCCGCCUCUGUCCGAAUUGCACCCGAUGCGAGCGUUAUUCCAGAUCCCGAGAAAUCCACCUCCAGCACUGAAGAACCCGGACAUUCAUGCGCCGGAGCUAGUGGACUUUAUUACGGAAUGUUUGGUGAAAGAUUUGGAGCACAGACCGUUCGCCAGCGAAUUGAGGGAGCAUCCUCUGCUGAUUAACAUCGAGACGCGCGUAGAGCAGAUCCGAAGCGAGCUUCAGGAGGAGAUUCGAAGACAAAGAACGGAGGGUCGCGUUCACAGGCAGCCGGAAGUGACGACCAAGCAUGGGAAAUUGAAGACUGAUCGAAAAACCAGGCCGGAGAAAAUGUACAUGGACGACCUGGCUGCGUUAGAUAUGUUAUCGGAAGAUGGGAUUGUGGAUCAAUUAGAGCACAGAUACGAACAGGGUCAAAUAUACACUUACAUCGGAGAUAUUCUCGUCGCGGUUAAUCCAUUUACAAACUUGGGACUGUAUACAGGAAUUGAACAAAAGCGGUACAAAGGUCAAGCCAGGUCCGACAAUCCGCCUCAUAUUUUCGCAGUCGCUGAUGCUGCGUACCAGGCUCUGUUACAUCAACGACAAAAUCAGGCGAUCGUAAUUAGCGGUGAAUCCGGGGCAGGAAAAACCGAGAGCGCGAAUCUGCUGUUGAAACAAUUGGUUUACCUGAGCAAAGCUCCUAAUCGUAAUUUAGAGGAGAGGAUUCUUCAGAUAAACCCAAUAAUGGAGGCUUUUGGUAACGCGACCACGGGAAUCAAUGCAAACUCCUCGAGGUUUGGGAAGUAUUUGGAUUUAACGAUGACGAAAGGUGGCAAAGUUACCGGUGCCAGAAUAUCUGUUUAUUUGUUAGAACAAUCUCGCGUAGUGGCCCAAGCCGAAGGCGAACGGAACUUCCAUAUAUUUUAUUAUAUGUACGAUGGUCUGGAGGCGGACAACCGUUUAUCGGAAUACUAUCUGGACACCAAUCUCCGAAAGCACCAUCGGUACCUCAUGGACAACAGUCAAACAUCCCAGACCCACAUCGAUAAAUUCCAGCAGUUGAAGAACGGAUUCAAAUUGCUCGGAUUCCAGGAUAGUGAAGUAGACACUGUCUACCGUAUUCUUGCCGCAGUGCUUCACCUCGGUGAUAUUGAAUUCGGUGAAGUUGCCAGCGAAGACAAUACCGACAAUAAGAGUCGUGUCAUUGAUACGGCACCCUUGCAGAGAGUUUCGCAAUUACUCGGUGUCGAGGAGAAUGAUCUUCUGGAAGCGCUGACGUCGAACUCGGUUAUGACCAGAGGAGAAACAAUCACGCGAAACAAUACGGUGGCUGAAGCCUGUGCAGCGAGAGACGCCAUGGCGAAAGGACUUUACGGUCGAUUGUUCGAUUGGAUGGUGAAUCAGAUAAAUUGUUUGCUGAGCUUCAAUCAUGCUCCGAAUUACGAGCCGCUGGCCAUCGGUCUCCUUGAUAUUUUCGGAUUCGAGAAUUUCCCAAGGAACUCCUUCGAGCAGCUGUGCAUCAACAUCGCCAACGAGCAGAUACAGUAUUACUUCAAUCAGCACAUUUUCACUUGGGAGCAACAGGAAUACAUGGCGGAAGGGAUACCAGUGGAUCUGGUUGAAUUCUCGGACAACAGACCUGUCCUCGAUAUGUUGCUGAGUAAACCUAUGGGGCUGUUGGCUCUCUUAGACGAGGAAAGUCGGUUCCCUAGAGCUACGAAUAAAUCCUUAAUCGAGAAAUUCCACAACAACAUCAAAUCGAAGUUCUACGUGCGACCGAAGUCGGACGCAGUUUGCUUCGCUGUUCACCACUUCGCAGGACGCGUGGUUUACCAAGCGGAAGGUUUUCUAGAAAAGAACAGAAACUUCCUGCCUCCUGAAGUCAUCCAACUGGUCAGGCAAUCUCAGUACGACAUGGUUCGCUUCUUGUUCCAAUGCCCGAUUACGAAGACCGGUAAUCUCUAUUCAGCGGUUCACGAGACUGAUUCAAGGAAGCUAUCGCCAUCGAAUCAGAAUACGAAGGAACGUUAUUCGAGUCGAGGAUUAGCCUCGCAAUCUAGAGCUCAGCAAACAGUUGCAACAUACUUCCGCUAUUCCCUUAUGGAUCUGCUGCAGAAAAUGGUAUCAGGGUCACCACAAUUUGUGCGCUGCAUAAAACCAAACGACUCGAGGAGCCCCCGAUUUUUCGAUAAGGAGAAAGUCGUGAAACAACUGAGGUACACCGGUGUGCUGGAGACGAUAAGAAUUAGACAGAACGGCUUUUCGCAUAGAAUACCGUUCGGCGAAUUCCUGAAGCGAUAUUGUUUCUUGGCGUUCGGUUACGAUGAACGAGUGAUAGCAAAUCGCGACAAUUGCCGACUUCUCCUCGUUCGUUUAAAGAUGGACGGAUGGGCGUUGGGAAGAACGAAGGUCUUCCUUAAAUAUUACCACGUUGAGUUCCUUUCUAAAAUGUACGAGGAGCAGCUCAAGAAAAUCAUCAUGGUCCAAGCGUGCGUGCGUCGAUGGUUGGCUAGGAUCAGGUUCAAGAAACAGAAAUGGCAGUUCGCCGUGUCGGUUGUCACACUGCAACGACAUAUUCGCGGGUGGCUGUCGCGAAAGCAUUAUUUGCAGGAUCUGAAGAAGAAGCGAGAGGAGGAAGAAGCAACUGUUCUACAAAAAGCGUUAGAAGAACAGGCGAAGAAGGCUGAAGCUAAAGAAACUGAAGGAGAAGAAGGAGAAGAAGAAGAAGGAGAGGAAGAAGGGGAAGUAGACGAAGGAGAAGAGGAAGAAACCGACGACAAAGAUGAUUUGAAGGAAGGUGAUGCUGCGGUUAUCAUUCAGAGUCAUUUCAGAGGAUUCACUAUUCGCAAACGUUUCGGUGUUGAACUUGAAGAACGUUUCAAGAGGAUCUUGAAUUACUAUGAUGAUAAAUUCGAAGCGCAUAAAGCGUUGCUGCGAGAAGGUUUGAAGAACGAAGAUGCUGCAUUUAUCGUCCAGCGAUGGUACAAGAAGAAGGAGAAGGUUAAAAAGCCGAAGUCACCUGUGAAAGACUUCGUGCAUCCCAAACUCCGGCAAGCUGAUCUCAUACAUUUCUCUCAGAAUGUCCACAUGAAGAAUCAGAAUGUGCAUAAGAACCUGCGCCGCAACAAACCAGGGGUCCGAUUAAACGACGUCGACGAACCACCCCCCGAUUACGUUCGACCGGAAGGAUUCAACAUGGUGCAACCGAUUCUGCAAUAUCGAAGUGGCAAUCAAGUGGAAGGAGAGGAUACCAUCAAGUAUUAUCAAGAUCUGAAGAACGAGAUGAGCAGUGGUUCGGACUUCGAAGACGACGAAGUUGGAUGGGACUUGCCGUUGAUACAGCUAGAAAAUGACCUUCACCCAUCAAGGAGUCGAAUGGGUCAGAUUCUGGAAGUGAACGUCGAGAGGAGAGAACGCCUGGCAGCUCAAGGCGACUACGCAAUAGCCCCGGAACAACAGCUGUCGGAUAUAUGGCACAAAGCUUUGACAAACCCCGAUUCGACGCAACAGCAGGACGCGAACCAAACCAAACUGAGUUCAAGGAUUAAUUACGUGCCUAACAACAUGCAGCCCCCGGAAGUCAGGCAACGUAAGCAACCUGGAGUCAACCCUUCGAAUAUCAACGAUUCACAUGGCUUACGAUCCAGAUUCAUUCACAGACAGAACGACGUAAACGAACGCCAGCAGCCCGUUAAUGGCCACCAUCGUGUUGUCAACGGAGGUGCCGUAAAGGGGCACCAGAACGAAGUUAACGGGCACUCGAGUUAUACGAGCAGUCAUCCAAAUUACGUUAAUGGCCAGGCGAAUAAGUAUCACAGUCCUGCGAACGGACACGAAACAUCGAUUAACGGCCAUUCGAAUUCCGUUAACGGCCAUUCACCGGCGAACGGCCACGCGCUUAAAGCGAACGGGUAUCCCUCUUACCUGAACGGAUAUCAAAACAUCAUCAACGGCUGUCAGAACGGUUUGUUUAUCAAUAAAAUGGUCGCGAACCAAUUAGACGGUCACAAACACGAAUCGAAGAGGCAGACCGUACUAGGCAACGGCGUUAAGAAUAACAUAAACGGUUGCAAGAAUGGCACAGGAAUCGCGAGUCGAAACGACGAUUCGGAGAAAAAACGACCGGUCGACGUGGAUAGUAAAAAUGGUAUAAAUCGAAAGGUUAUCGAUCAUAACGCAGUUAACGGUCGAUUAGGCGGUAAAAAGGAAAUAGGGAAAGACACGUUCGGCAUCCCGGUCAACCUUAGACAGCUUCUGAGGCCUACCGUCGUUAAUAAGCGUCAGGAAAUCAUUAAGGUCGAUUACGACUCGGAAGGUUUGAAUGGCCCGUAUAAUUUUAGGCAGCUGUUGAGGCCAGCUGAAUAUCUCCCCACUGAAUCCUUGAGGAAGAGGAAAGGCGGGCAAGCGUGCAACGGAGUUCCGGUAACGAAGGACAAGGUUCCUGAGAAACACGUGAAAAGAAGAGCACCAUUGGCGCCCAAUCAAAACAAACUGGUUAACGUGAAGAAGUAACGUUGCGCGAUGCCAGAACGUUCAUUAUUUCUUAGAUUAGACGAUGUACGUGCAGUUAAAUAAAAGAUUCCGCGAUGAUACGAGAAGUUGGCCAGCACAGUAAUUAAAGAUAUAUAGGGACAUAGUUCAGGAACUGAAAUUUAUCUUUGUUUAUCGAUUGUUUUGGUACUUUAGACAUUUCUCGGUGACUCAAUGCUUCUUGAGAGUUACGUAAGUUUUGAUUAUUGCAGGUCACUGUACCGAUUACUUAAAAACGUAUUGUCGUUAGAGAAACUUUAUGUAUUUCUGUAAGAUUCAAUUGAGUCCGUUAAUUCAAGGGAUUUUAUAUAUUUUCUAGAGAGUUGUAUGAUUUUAAUUUCCUGAAUUGUCUGAACAUCUUGUAUGUGGAAGCAGCAUUAUUUCUAUUUAUACGUGGAACUUUUUUCGAUAGAUGUGCAAUUAAAUAGCGUAUUUUUAUUUGUAAAUAAAUUCUUGUAUUUUUAAGUUUGUCUUCAUUAUUUGUCAUUUAUUUAUUUGAUCGAAAAAUAUCGUAUUGUUAUUUACGUUGUUGUAACUGAGAAAAAUUAUUCAUUGUGUGAUUCUAUCUUGGUAAUUGAUUGCUGCUUCCUCUUAAUACGUAUUUUAAUGCUAAAUCUUAUUUAGAACUAGUCAUGUGUAGCUUUACAAAAAAACUUAGAUGUGUUCGAUAGCGUUAAAAAAAACUUUAUUCUCCGAAGCUUCGAUGAUUUUACUGUGUGUUAUGACAUUUCCAUGUAAGACAAAUUGAACUUCUAAUUUAAGAUGAAUAUAAUUGAUUGUUCAUUAUUGUUCCAUCUCGAUUAAUUUUGACAAAACAUUUCGAUCAGUAGGAAUUACCGAAUGUUUGUUAAAACUUUAUGAUUGUAUAUAAAAUUCUCAUAGGAACAGCAAUAAUAAUAUAUUAAAUCUAUAUUAUGCUUUAGUCCAUAAAGUUUGUUUUACCAUUUAUUCCAGUAUCUAGAUCGUAAUUAAGAAUGUUCUCGAAAGUUAUUUUCAUUAAAAUCAUGAACAAUAGAAAAUUCGUCAAUGUUAUCAAUGUAUCAUUUAUACGAAAGGAUUAUGAUUGCAAUAGUGCCUGAAGUAGAGUGUCAAAACCACUCUAAUGAUAUUUAAAAAAUGUCACUUUAACCUUUAUAUAAAUAUUAAAAAAUACCUAUAAAGGGAGCCCACAUCCCAGCUCCAUCCUCCUAAUCGAAAAGUUUAGAACUUUAUAACCUAUCCUUUUACACUACUGACGCAAUUUCCAUCAAAUUUGGUCGGAGUAAUCUACUAAUAGUGCUAAAUAAA
Molecule: messenger RNA, 6858 nt
Organism: Nomia melanderi (Alkali bee)
Lineage: Eukaryota; Metazoa; Arthropoda; Insecta; Hymenoptera; Halictidae
Source: RefSeq, a predicted model, not a curated record